Molecule: messenger RNA, 1825 nt
Organism: Puntigrus tetrazona (Sumatra barb)
Lineage: Eukaryota; Metazoa; Chordata; Actinopteri; Cypriniformes; Cyprinidae
Product: tapasin-like
Exons: 8
Coding region: 111-1442 (443 amino acids)
Biological process (GO): antigen processing and presentation of endogenous peptide antigen via MHC class I
Cellular component (GO): membrane
Source: RefSeq, a predicted model, not a curated record
GUUAAACCGAAAGUAAAGUGAAGCGAUGUUUUGGGGGAAACCCGACAGAUCUUUAACAGCAGAACGGAACACCUACUCUCAGAGGCAUCGUUUUAAUAAACAGAGCAACGAUGUCUGAGAUUUCGACCAUAUACAAGCUAUCUAUCGUCGCUUUUGCGUUGUUUUGUUCUGCUUCCGGUUCUGUGUGUCCGGUUCUGGAGUGCUGGUUUGUUCAGGAGAAGCCGGGUCAUGGAGGAGGUUUCUCAGCUCCUCUGAGUCAAGAGAAGUCUCUCCUGUUCAUCACAACUGAAGCCUUCAGUGAAGACAUCAUAUCUAAACUUCAGCCUCCUGCAGACAUCAGUCCAUCCAGGAUUUAUUAUGUGACUGACGCCGCUGGCUCGUUCUGCAGUGCUGCUCUGAAUCCUCCCAAAGGCUCUGUGAACAAACCCAAGUGUGAGGUUAACCCCUUCAUGCCUCACGCCUCUAUGGUCAGGUGGGCGUCGGCUCUCACUGACUCCGCCCAGAGCCCGGUCUAUCUGCAAGCCGAUUGGUUCUCGGUGGCAGCACAAGGCCUUGACCGACAGCUGACUCUGUCCAACAUCAUGAGAGCGCCUUCAGCUUCGAAAGAGCCGCGAGUGCUCCUCAGCGUCUCCAGUCAGACUCCGGCGGUCCGCUCUAGACUGGGAGAGCCGGUUCUGCUGGACUGCGGGUUCUGGGUGGAUCCGUCUUCUCCGCUUCACGGCUCUGGAUUCUCCAUCGAGUGGCGCUACCAGUUCAGAGGUGAAGGACGGCUGGUCCUCGCUCACGACGGCAAGAACGACCGCUUCGCGGAGACGUCAGAGACCGGAGCCGACCUGGACGUCCCAGGCCUCUACGAGACAGGAAACGCAUCGCUGGUUCUGGAGGAAGCUCAAGUGAGGCACUCGGGAACCUACAUCUGCUCGGUGUAUCUCCCUCACCUGCUGGCUCAGGUGGCCGUGGAGCUGGAGAUAGUGGAGCCUCCGUCUCUGGCCGUCUACCCGUCUCCUCUUCCUCUGCUGGUUCCUGGUCAGGUGCUGCCGGUUCAGUGCGAGGCGUCUGGGUUUGCUCCUCACUCUCUGGAGCUGAGCUGGGAGUUCAGGGCGGCGGACGGGACGUCCCGCUCUCUGGGUCAGGGCAGCGUGACGGGGCACAGGCAGGCGUCCGACGGCACCUUCAGUCAGAGCAGUCGCCUGGAGCUGGACUCGGGGAAGCUGGGGCUCGGUCGAGGAGGAGACGUCGUCUGCGUGUCCAAACACGAGGGAGAGACACGACGAGCUGCCGCCGCGCUCAGUGUCAUCGGGGUCAGCGCUCCUUCUAUCGAGGACUCGAUGGCGAUGGUCGCUGUAGCACUCGUUCUUUACGGCAUGAUAAAGUUUCUCUCCUGGACGUUCAGCUCGUCGGACUCCAGCGACGCAGAUUUAAAGGAUAAGAAGGAGAAGUAAAUCUGGAGCUGGAAGGAUUUUAAGGCUGAAGAAAGAGCAGUGAUCUUAUAAAGAAUAGUUCAGUUUCAGUCCUUGCUUAAAAACCUCAGGCUGCUGUACAUGUGCUCGGGUUGGUUUUUCUGUGCAAGUUUAUUUUAAUUUAAAGAUUUUUAAUGUCCCUUGCAGAAAACCGUGAUUUUGUCAUGUAAAAUGUUAACUGGUUGUAUUAUAAAUUCUUCAGGUUUUGAGCUUUGUUAAACAGAACGUGGUUGACGUAAACUAGGAUGUUACCUGCCUUUGUCUCUUCACCUCUAAAGAUGGAGAAAGGAGUCAGGAAGCAGAUUAUUCAUCUCUUACUUUGUGUUAUAAACAGAUGAAAUACAGAGGAUAUGUCACACAUCCGA